GCGAUCAACCACGACGGCAACAGAACCGUUUCGUGAUAUCCUUAAAUCUGACCAGGUGCUGUCAACCACAUCGGCAACAGGACACUAUAUAAAACCUGUCGUAAAGCGAGCAACCCUUGACGUACGACCGAAAGAAACGGCUGACGAACAAUUAAUCUAAAAAUGCAUAUAUCAAACAUCAAAAUGACACUUAUAGCUCUAAGUUCAUUACUCUUCAUUUUAACUACAGUAAGUGCAGAAGAGGCUCGCGGACUUAUUGCAUACGACUGCACAACUGCAGAUGUAAAUCUCACCACUUACUCUCUGUUAGACGUAGCAUCAUGCAUACCUCCAACAACAAAUCUAACUACUACAGAAUUAACUAUACAAGUGCUACAACGAAGCGCAAAAACUGCCGCAAGGGUAUACCAAUGCAAGGUAAUACUUAAGCGAAAUAUCAAACAUUGUGGCAUGCACAGCCACACGUCGGAUUAUGAAUAUAGUUAUAGUUAUAUAGUAAAAGAAUUCACUCCGGAUGAAUGCUUAAUGGCCCAUGUGUCUAACUCCAUAGUCUUAGCAGACAAUUAUAGACUAAGUCAGCUUAAGAGAAAUUCUACAACCCGAGGAGAAGCCCUCAUUAUCGGGUACAUCAAAGGUAGCACGUGCAAAGGUGGGACAUAUACCACACCCCAAUACACGUGGGUAGACGCCCUCGUUUCUUACGAAUACGAGAUUUCGCUGUACGACUACCUAGCUACAGUAGACAUUGAAAACGACCAAAUACAACUGAAGAAAGGACUAACAUGCAUAUAUUCCCACGGAAAGUGCCUAGACUCCGAAGAAGGCUACAUUACUUGGAGCGUGAAUUUGAACAGGAUCUGUGAAGACAUUGAAUUCGAAGUAUUGUACGAGGGAAUUGUAAAUAAAACAAUAGAUAACAACGAUAAGAACUCUAAUAUUAACAGAGCAGUCUACAGUACAAUAUCUGACGCUCAUCUUUUCUCGAUUCGCACGAGACAGGAAACCAAAAUAUGUGGUCACAACGGUUACAAGACAGACCACCCCAGAAUCUUAAUAGUAGAAGUGACUGGGUUUAGAUCACCAUUUAGGAAACAACCAAAUGGGAAAAAUUAUGAUCUGUUUACCUACUUCAACUCGAAGAUAACAUUAGUCGAAAAUUACAUCGGACAAAAGUUAAAUGACGUGUACACCAAUAUCAUGACAGAAUUGUGCAAGUUAGAUAAAACCAUCAUGGAAACUAAAUUAACCUUAGCUCGAUUGAAUCCUACAGAAUUUGUAUCGAGCAUUGUAAAACGAUCUGGUUACACCGCAGUCGUAACCGGUGAGGUUAUACACAUUUUACAGUGUAAGCCGGUAUACGUGACCCCUAAGGUCACUGAAAGGUGCUAUCAAGAAAUUCCUGUAACUCACAAUAAUAAGACAAUGUUCCUCGCCCCAGUCACGAGAAUAGUACAAGAUAGGGGAACAGAAAUUGACUGUACUCCACUACUACCGGCAAAAUUUAUGUUGGGAGGACGAUGGUACACGACUGAUGGACGACUUCGUGAAUCCACUAGCCCAAAUAAAUUAACUACUGAUAUAGUUACUAGCUGGACCUAUACACCCCUUCCAAGCCUAAUGGAGAGUGGAGUGUACGAUGCCUCUAGUAUCGAGAAAAUGAGAAGCAUGAUAAACGAACAAGGAGACCGACGUGCUGCCUCUACGGUACUUCAUAAAGUUAUGAAGGGCCAAAAUCCCAAUUUACAAGGUUUCAAGCUAGAUGCGUUCGUUACCGAAAAUGUCAUUGAAGGAAUGAUAAACAAAUAUUGGAACAAAUUCGUAAAUUGGUCCACAUGGUUUGGUACAGCAACGUCGACUCUUAUAGGAGUCUACAUGAUCGGACGCAUAGUCAAGUUUGUCAUCGAUACUAUUAUGCACGGACGUAUAUUGUACGAUAUUUACGGCAUGGGAUGGCAAUUGAUAGCAUCCUUUUGGGACUCAUUGACGACCUUUUUAUCACAUCGAAACGCCAUGAGACAAACCCAAGAAGAUAAAAAUGUACCACGACCGACGCGCAGACAGCGUGUACAGUGGGAACACCCUGAGGAAGUUUACACACCGAUGGACAGGCCCUCUUCAUCAAAUAAUUAACAAAUAUAUACAAACUCAUACGAUUAUACAAACAUAUAGAAUUGUAAUGUCAUUAAUAACAAUUAUACAACAUAAUCAUUGAGACAAUAAUAGGAAGUAUCAGUAGGGUAGCUAGAAAAUAGUACUUAACUCAGCAGUAAUGACAACAUUGUAGCAGUAGUGAUAACAUUAAUGAAAAUUGUAAACCUUAAAAGAAGACAACUACUUAGCCUUCGCUCAGUUACAGAUGAAUAAUAAUAUGACGAAAGGAAAAAGGCUUAAACCUACAUUUAACAACGAGCCAAUCGACGAAGUGAUGGCGCAAAUAACUGCCAUGGUAAAUGAUAUAGAAUUAAACGAGCGCAAAAAAGCUGCGCGAAACGAGACCCAAAGAAUCAAGCGGAAGAAUAAACUAGGAAGUAAGGCGAACGACGCAAUAGAUGAGAUUUACACAAAGGCUUGCUUUUUAGGAGAUGAAUUACUGGAAGAUCUAAAAAAAGCCGAUAGAAUAAAAAACGAGCGCAGAAGGCGAAUGGGGUUAGAACCUAUCCCAUAUGAGUAUUACAAGUAAAUUGAUAUCCAGUCCUCAUUUUAUUCAAUACUAUAAACGUUUAUUAUUAUACAUACAAAAUUAUCUAAGUCUAGGAUUGCACGAACCGACGAAUCAAUAAUUAGUAAAUCGACGAGAUCGAUUUACGAGGGGCGGUAUGUCGCUGACGGGACCGACAAAAUGACGCCGUACGAAAUCGACAGAUCUACGACGGACAUCUGUUUUCAAGAACUUGAGGAUUUUUUUUAAUUCUUUCCAAGAACUUGAGAUCGGCUAUUAACUAUUCGAGGACUUGGGAAAUUGCUUCCAACAAACUCCCAAGGACUCGACAAUUUACGACCAAAGCCUGGAAAAACACAUGGCCGCGAUCCUUUGCCUGACGGCGGGAACGGAGCCGAACGACCAUUACGCAGGCGACGUAAUUUGAGAAAGGGUUUUUCCAACAAACCCUGCAAUAUUGAUCUCCCGCGAAGGGAUAAAUUUAUGACUAGACUUUUACGACGGGGCAAAUCGGAGCCAGACACCAAGAUAAGCAUCUGGCGAAAGUGCGUGGGAAUCUCAGAAUUCGGGUUCCCACGCCCACUAAAAGGAAAACCGUGCGAUCCUCGUAAGAGAAAAGACGGAAUGUGCGAUGACGGCAUUCGUGCCACAUGACCGACAAGGACGAAAGACGACAAGGACAAAGUAGCGACUGCCAAGAGUAGGAAGGGCUUCUCUACGAAUAGAGAGCCCAAAGGAAAACUAGGAUAGGAACGGUAGGAAAUUAGAAACUAGAAGCUAUGUAAAAUUAAA
Molecule: messenger RNA, 3451 nt
Organism: Culex pipiens pallens (northern house mosquito)
Lineage: Eukaryota; Metazoa; Arthropoda; Insecta; Diptera; Culicidae
Exons: 2
Coding region: 163-2130 (655 amino acids)
Source: RefSeq, a predicted model, not a curated record